Exophiala xenobiotica is the source of this 2016-nucleotide messenger RNA. RefSeq lists its product as uncharacterized. The transcript has a single exon. NCBI's taxonomy places the organism in Eukaryota, Fungi, Ascomycota, Eurotiomycetes, Chaetothyriales, Herpotrichiellaceae. The coding region runs from base 483 to 1856 and encodes 457 amino acids. The record is from RefSeq and is a predicted model, not a curated record.
GUCGUGGCUAACAUCGCUACCUCCGCAACCCCUCUUGAUGCCUCUCUCCCAGGCUGUCGGAAGCGCUCCAGUCUCGACGACACUUCGAAACAAAAUGGUAGAGCCACAAGCAAACGAGGCUGCAACAUGGGAAACCGGUGUCCCAGGUUCUCAUUAUGCCGGCAGAUAUCGUUAAGUCACCUCACUAUGCAACAGGGAAGCGCUUCUCCAAUACGUCCGGCUUGUGAUGCAGAUGUCGCCUCUUGCCCUUUGGCCAGCACUGGCUUUGCAACGCAGAAAUUCCGGGCUUGAAAUCGGAUUCUCGCGUCAGACGACGCUGGUUUUGCCUUCAAUGGGGCAGCCAGGUAGCCUAAUGUUGGGGUAUACGCAUGGAACUUCCCUCAAUCUGCACACCACGGAACUGAAAGGUCGAUUGAGGGAAAGGCCAUGACACAGUCUUUCAGCUCUGCCGCAUUCCAGCUUUGUGGGCAGGGCGGGCUAUUAUGUGGGGUCGGUUGGGGAAGCCUCGAGCAGACGGCGCGUUGAAAUACCAGACAACCAGGGCAUGGAGCUCUGAAGGGUCGCCUUUCAAUUCCACCCUGGAAGCACGGCUGAGGAAGAAAACCCUCCUGCCCUUCAUAAAGAUGAACAGCCGCAUCAACCAGCUUCUCGUUCUGACGAGCUUCUUUGCCAGCACUACUGUCUCUCGAGCUUCGAACGGAACGGCCAACAACCUCAUUGUGUCCAUCCCACCGAGCGACACUGUUGUACUUCCGCCCACUUUCUCAAGCAACUACUCCCUCUCUUUCGUCGAUACUGUCUUGCCGCCUUCGUCUUCCGUCAAUAGUCUCUUGGCUCAUGCGGACAACGCCACCUUCAUCUCCUACUCGCAGGCCUUCCUGAACAUCCUUGGAUCCUCCCCUUCAGUUCGCCGCAUCGCUGGACCCCUCGAGGCGGAAUUCGCUUACGAAGCGGGUGUCUACGUGCCAGAGCUUAACAGUGUGUGGUUCACCGGUUCUGAUCCCACGGAGACCAGCUUAACAUCGUUUCAGUCACCCCGUAUCGUGCUGAACAUCAACCUCACCAGCCAUGAAGUUUCUGUGCCCAACCUCACGGAGCCCGUGCUAGUUGCCAACGGCGGAACCUACCACAAUGACAUGGUCUACAUAUGCCAUUGGGGAAACUAUACGUACGCCGGCGGGAUCUUGGCCAUUGAUCCCAGGACAGGCAAGACCACGACGGUGAUCAACUCAUAUUUUGGCCUGCGCCUUAACGGUCCAGACGACGUGGCUUGGACCUCUGGCCCAAACAAUGAAUCAGACGCCGUAAUGUUUUUCUCGGAUGUCGACUACAGCGCUCAGCUCAACUUCACCGGCCCCGCGCAGCUUCCCAAUGCUAUCUGGCGUUUCGAUCCAACAUUGAACUCUCUCCAGCCCGUGAUAUCGCGUGCGGAGAUCAACUCACCCAACGGUAUUGCUGUGUCGCCGGACGGAAAAAGACUGUACGUCACAGACUCGCCUGUGUCGAAUCUACAGGGCCACGGUCCCGGAAACACCACGGGCUCCGCGGCCGUAUUUGUUUGGGAUCUUGACGAGACAACAACGCCCGUGAACAAACGCAUGUUCUCACUUGCGAGGACGGGGGUGCCGGAUGGUAUCAAAGUUGACAGAAAGGGCAGAGUUUGGACGGCCGAGACAGAGGGAAUAGUGUGCCGGGAUGCGAAUGGAAGGGUGCUCGGGUUGAUCAAUGCUAAGAUGUUGGAUCAGACGGAUGUCCCAAUUGCGAAUUUCGCUCUCGCUGGGAAUAGAAUCGUGGUACUCGCCGUGGACCAGAUUUGGGAGGUCACGGUGAAGGAGGAAUUGAGCUGGCAAGGAUGAAAGUGUCUGGCGUGAUAACCUUGGAAUGCUACGGAGUAUCUUUCACGAAGUUAGUCCUACCUAUUCAGACAAGGCUGCAGCCUCGUAGCCUUACUCCGCACAGUAUCAGGAACCUCGGCACUUCCCUGGGUGGCCGGCUUUCAACGAAGCGAGAGACGAG